Penicillium lagena is the source of this 1215-nucleotide messenger RNA. RefSeq lists its product as uncharacterized. The transcript has 3 exons. NCBI's taxonomy places the organism in Eukaryota, Fungi, Ascomycota, Eurotiomycetes, Eurotiales, Aspergillaceae. Bases 1 to 1215 code for a protein of 404 amino acids. The record is from RefSeq and is a predicted model, not a curated record.
AUGUCUACUCGAACAUCAUCCCGUCAAGCAGCCCAAAAGGCGAAAGAGGCUAUAGCGAGCACCAGCGAGGUAAAGGAAACUGGAUCUAAGCGCAAGGGACCAGUGCAGAAGGCCCCGGCACCCAAGCGAGAGAAGAAAGAGACCAAAUUGCCCGAAACAAGCGAAACCAAAGCUCCGGAGCCAGCCAAAGCUGCAGAGCCCGCCAAAGCUGCAGAGCCCGCCAACGCUGCAGAGCCCGUCACGGAAGGCGCCAAGGAGGAAGCCAAGCCAGCAUUGGAAAAGAAGGACUUACCGGAUGGACCGGCCAAGGACAAUCAAACCACCGAGGCUGGGGUUCGAACGUCCCAGGAAAGAGAGAAUGUCGUGUCAUCCAACAUCCUCGAGAAAGGCAUCAUCUAUUUCUUCUUCCGUCCUCGAGUGAAUGUGGAAGAUCCCCACGGUGUGGGUGAUGUUGCCCGAAGCUUCUUUGUGCUUCGACCUACCCCUAAGGGUGCAGAGCUGGAUCACAACCAAGGACCCGUCGACCGGGAUGCUAGAUGCCGCUUGAUGCUUCUCCCGAAGAAGAAGUUCCCGACUUCAGCCAAGGAGAGAGACAUGGGCUUUGUAGAGAAGGCCGGACAGACCAUGCAGCAAUUGCAGGAGAAGUUUAUCGCUGGAGAAAAGUAUCAGACUUCCACCCAGGGUGAACGCACUGUGCAGGAAGCGAGGCCCUAUGCAGAGGGUGUCUAUGCGAUCACCUCUACGCGCAAAGCAUCCCAUCUGGCCUAUAUCUUGACCAUACCUGCUGAACUGGGCGAGAUCCAGGAAAACUUCGGCUUACGCAGCAAGGGAAGCUGGAUCGUCCAGUCCAAGAAUCCGAAGUUCCCCGGCCCAUCUUUUGCUCAGCUGCCCAAGGAACCAGAGUACCCUGAACCGAUUCGCGAAAAGUUCGGCGAUCUACGAUGGAUCCCCCUCGAGCCGGAGUUCCUUGACUAUCCUAAUGCCCAAUUCCUUAUGAUUGGUGAGGCCCAGAAUGAACUUGGGAAGGCCGCGGUCUCAGAAGGGCUCAAGGAGCCGCACCAGCAGGAGCCUGGGCAGGAAGUAGAGAAACUGGAGCAGGAAAAUGAAAAUCGGGUCGAGUCGCUGCAGGGAGACCAAACCAUCUACCAGGACCUUGGCCUGGAAGCUCAAAAGUAUCCUUCGUUCAAAACCACUUGGACCAGCACUUCCUCUUAA